Messenger RNA from Vanrija pseudolonga, 2871 nucleotides. Its product is annotated as Tyrosine-protein phosphatase pmp1. NCBI's taxonomy places the organism in Eukaryota, Fungi, Basidiomycota, Tremellomycetes, Trichosporonales, Trichosporonaceae. Gene Ontology annotation, molecular function: MAP kinase tyrosine phosphatase activity; protein tyrosine/threonine phosphatase activity; MAP kinase tyrosine/serine/threonine phosphatase activity. The record is from RefSeq and is a predicted model, not a curated record. The coding region runs from base 527 to 2692 and encodes 721 amino acids. Gene Ontology annotation, cellular component: cytoplasm. The transcript is spliced from 2 exons. Gene Ontology annotation, biological process: protein dephosphorylation; negative regulation of MAPK cascade.
ACUCCUCAACCCUCACACCUCACUGCAGCAGCAGCCGCGAGCGACCGACUCGCGACUCGCGCCUCGCCGCGUGCAGCGUGCAGCAGGCAAGCACCAGCGCAGUGCAUUUCUGUCUCAGAGCUGUGACAACAAACUCCCUUGAACACACACAUCUGCACUGCCACGGCAAAGACGGACGGUAUCCACGCACUCUCGCGCUCUCUUGCAAGAAGUCGUUGUCCUCGUCCUCGUCGCCGCCGCCGCCGCCGUCGCAGUAGCAACCUCCCCCUUCCCCUUGUGCUCCUCCUCGCAUUCUUCUUGAUCCUUGCCAUCUCUUCGUCGCCAUCGCUCGCGCAACAACACGUUUAAUACCCAUGUGCUGACAACAAUUUCCUCUUCGCACUUCGACCUUGCAUCGCGUUCAUCUCGCACCUAUUUCACCCACUCGCGCCACUCUGGUCGCCAUCACAACCACAACACAACCAUCACCUCCCACUCACCCACCCCCUUCAACCGCCCCGCCGACCCCGUUGGUACAUCAGUUCUGAUGCUCUGCCUCCCUUUCCCACCAUCCUCACCGCACGACCUCUCUCCGCUAUCCGUCUCCCCGCACGAACUCUCCUCGCCCCGACCUCGUCUCCCCAUUCCGAGAAGCGCCCUUUCUUCAUCCUCAUCCGCGCCGCCCUCGCCAUCGACAACGGCAACAGCAGCCCAGUGUCGCCCUAUUGCAGUCUUGAAGCGGCCGCGUGCUCUUGACGCUGCCCCUGUCUCCACACUGCCGCCGUCGUCGUCGACAGCGCUCCACCCGGCGAAGCGCUUUAGACGCGACUCUGAGAGCAACGUCAAGCCCAGCCACCCCUUGCGCGAUUCACCCCGCCGACGAGCCUCCUCUGUUUCCGCUCACAGACCUGCCCCUCUACGCCUCUCAUUGUCCAUUCCAAUGGGCCCUCCAACAACAGUGGGCUCUGGCAACGAGCCCUUGGAAGAUAGUGGAGAACAGACCGUCACAAUAAUGCCCGCCUCGCCAAAGGCCUUCUCCCGCUCCACCACGCCGCUCACCUCGAGCCUCAUCAACGGCAUUCAAGAUGUCCGACUCGCGUCGCCCAUGCCUACGGAGCUGCUGUCAGCAGAGGCCCCCACCCCCUCAACAACAUCCACACUCACGCCCAAGAGCUCAUUCUCGGCUCGCAAGUCGUCGCCCCCGUCGCUCCCACCCGUCUUGAGCUUGAAACGUUUGAACCCAAAGGGCCUCUCCUUGUCCCUCGGCGGCGCAACGUCCUUCCACAACUCAUCCACUCCCUCGACCGGCAACUCGACCCCGACCCCGACGACCGCGGCCUCGCAGCAGGCAGCGGGACCGUCGCAAACCCCGCUCACACCAGGUCCACCACGGACACCAGCCCUUGCCGUCACGUCGCUUGGCCGCAACACGCACAAAUCGCAUCGUCGGCCAAGUCUUCUCAGCCUCAUCACUCACCCUCCCGGCGGAGACGACAUGCCUGUCCCACCGACCCCUGGAGGCGCGCCCUACCACUAUCCUGGAAUGAGAAGCCGAGGUCAUGCCCGGAUGCGGAGCGCGGGCACACCGUCGGGAACAUAUGCUGAAGUCCCUGACCCGCGGACAUCACAGUCGGCCUACCCCUCCCUACGGAGCGUUCCCACCAUUGAGGAGCGCGGCAGCGGUCCCAGUGUCUCAAGCUCUUGUUCCGACACGAGUGCCGUCCCGCCCAUGUCAACGUCGGCCAGCCUUACGUCUUCGUCUGCUUCAGCCACCGACUCGCUGAGCUUGUCGUCGACUUCGCCUGCUAUUAGCGGCGAAUCCUUUGACAUGGGAUAUCCUCAAACCUCGUUUGAGCCAUACUGCGACGGCCCGGUUGAGCUCGUUCCUGGCGUGUGGCUUGGCGCUGAAGACUCCUUCUGGCGCUGGGACGUCUGGGCUCCGACGGCGACCCGCGUGGCUGUCAUCAACGUCGCCCAGGAGAUUGAGAACCCGUUUGACGAGUCUACAAGAGACGACGGCUGGGAAUGGCCCCAACCCUCGGUUACUGCCGGCUCCAAGAAGCCCAAGGUUGUCAUCAAGUCAUACCCGGCCGAGGACGACCGACCAGCAGUCGACUAUGCCCAUCUUCGCUGGUCUCAUGGUGAAGCCGGCCUCGCCGACGUGCCCGACACUGCCUCGCUCACCGAGCUCAUCAACGGAGGCGACUACACCGGUGGUGACGAGACCGACGACAAGUGGCGGUUCUGGGAGGCCAUCCGCUGGCUCGAGGUCCGCCGCAAGGCUGGCACCCCAGUGAUUAUUCACUGCCAGUGCGGUGUUUCACGCUCAGCAACCCUAGCUGUCGCCUACGUCAUGACCCUUGCGGCUGCUGGUGCCAUGCCAGAGCAACUCAACAAUCUUCGUACCAUGCAGGACGCCUACGACUUUGUCAAGGGCAAGUCGGCUUGGAUGGGUCCCAACGUGUCGCUCGUCUUCCAGCUGGUCGAGUACGCCCGCAACCUGUCGACAUUACUAUCGACACACGUCGAGAAGAGUGGCAAGACGUGGACAACAACAUGGCCCACACUGGUCGAAGUGGAGAGCGAAGAUGACUGGGCACAGCGUCGACGUGCCUUUGGAGAGGAAGUCGACAGCCCAGGCGGUGCGUGGGAUGAGGCCCGCGCCCUCGACGAGGCCAUGUCGGUCAGAGCGGGUACUGCGAGGCGAGAAUAGAGCGAGGAGGGAGUGAAGUGAGAAGGAGUAGUGCACGGACAUCCAUUCGACACGAGCCAGACGACGUCGACGACAUGGGCAGCAAGCAAUACGGACGUUUCUGGCCCCACAAUGACACCAUCAACCAUUUUCCAUCAUCGAGUCGGCCACCCUAGAGAGAGAGGGAGAGAAUGGGCCAU